UACAUCGGUCCAAAUAUGUGGAUAACAGUGAACACUAAUGAUACUCACGAGGAAAUCCUCCACGUGUCAAGAUCUAACUCUUUGCAGGUAUGUCUUGUUAAGACAGGAACAAGUAUACCUUUUAUAAAUACAUUGGAACUACGACCAUUGGUGGAUGAUAUAUACCCCACUGAAAGCAGCUCGCUCAAUUACUAUUUUCGGGCUUAUUUUAGCGAUUCUAGUCGCAAUGUAGAGUACCCCGAUGAUGUCUAUGAUCGUAUAUGGCGUCCGUUGUCACCUAAUAAGGAGUGGGCGCUUUUGACUACAAAUCUCCAAGUAAACACUUCUAAUGGCUACGAUCUACCGCAACGUGUAAUGGCAAAAGCUGUUACACCCGUAAACGCUAGCACAACGACGUUGGAAAUACCUUGGACUUUAAAGCCUCCAACUUCACUGUUUUACGUAUACUUGCAUUUUGCAGAGCUUCAAACUCUACAAGCGAACGAGACGAGAGAAUUCGAUGUGACGAUGAAUGGAAACGUUACACAUGCAUCUUAUAGUCCUAAGUUUUUAAAAAUGCAAACAGCAUUCAGCAGAGCACCAAAGCAAUGCGAUGGAGGGAAAUGCUUGUUGCAGCUAGUGAAAACGUCAAGGUCAACUUUACCGCCUUUAAUUAACGCUAUUGAGAUUUUCACUGUAAUUGAUUUCUCACAGCUGGAAACACAUGAAGAUGAAGUGGUUGCUAUCAAGAAUAUUCAAUCCACUUAUGGAUUGAGUAGAAUCAAUUGGCAAGGAGAUCCAUGUGUCCCCAAAAAGUUCUUGUGGGAUGGUUUAAACUGCAACAACUCAGAUGUUUUGAUGCCACCGACUAUCACUUCCUUAAACUUGUCUUCAAGUGGAUUGACUGGGAUCAUCGCGCUGACCAUUCAAAAUCUCACCAAACUGCAAGAACUGGACUUGUCAAAUAACAACUUGACCGGGGGUGUCCCUGAAUUUCUAGCCGAUAUGAAAUCGCUCUUAGUCAUAAACUUACGUGGGAACAAUCUUAGUGGCAUAGUUCCUCAAAAGCUUCUAGAGAAGAAAAUGUUGAAACUGAACAUUGAAGGCAAUCCAAAACUUCAUUGCACGGUGGGGUUAUGCGUAAACAAAGAUGGAGAGGGUGGAAAGCAGAAAAAUAGCAUCACAAUCCCAAUUGUAGCAUCAGUUGCUGCUGUGGUUGCCCUCAUAGUUGCAUUGGUUAUAUUUUAUGUUAUUCGAAAGAAAGCCCCAUUAAACGAUGAAGCGCCAUCAUCGUGUAUGCUACCCACUGAUGGUAGAUCAUCUGAACCGACAAUAAUGACAAAGAAUAAAAAAUUUACUUAUUCAGAGGUCAUAACGAUGACAAACAAUUUCCAAAAAAUCCUUGGAAAAGGAGGGUUUGGAACUGUAUAUUAUGGUUCGGUAAACAGUAAAACGCAGGUUGCUGUUAAAAUGCUUUCCCAUUCAUCAUCUCAAGGAUAUAAACAAUUUAAAGCUGAGGUGGAACUUCUUCUUAGAGUACAUCACAAGAAUUUGGUCGGCCUUGUUGGAUAUUGUGAAGAAGGAGAUAAAUUGGCUCUCAUCUACGAAUACAUGGCCAAUGGAGACUUAGAUGGGCAUAUGUCAGGUAAACGCGGUGGCGCUAUAUUGAAUUGGGGAACUAGACUAAAGAUAGCUGUCGAGUCUGCACAAGGACUGGAGUAUUUGCAUAAUUAUUGUGAACCAGUAAUGGUUCAUAGGGAUGUCAAAACCACAAAUAUACUGUUGAAUGAGGAUUUUGAUACCAAACUUGCUGAUUUUGGGCUUUCAAGAUCAUUUCCUAUCGAAGGGGAAACUCAUGUAUCAACAGUUGUUGCUGGAACUAUUGGAUACCUCGAUCCUGAAUAUUACAGAACAAACUGGUUGACGGAGAAAAGUGAUGUUUAUAGUUUUGGAAUUGUGUUAUUGGUUCUUAUCACAAACCAACCCGUGAUUGAACAAAAUCGCCAAAAGUCACACAUAGCAGAGUGGGUGGGAGCAAUGCUUACGAAAGGAGACAUCAAAAGUAUUACAGACCCAAAUCUUCAUGGAGAUUAUGAUACUUCUACUGUGUGGAAAGCUGUUGAAUUAGCAAUGUCAUGUCUAAAUCCUGCUUCAGUGACAAGACCGACAAUGUCUCAAGUUGUUGUUGAACUAAAAGAGUGUUUGGCCUCUGAAAGCUCGAGGGGAGGAGAGAGCCCGUCCAGAGAAGUGAUCAUGACUUUUGGAACUGAAGUGAACCCUACUGCACGGUAG
Eutrema salsugineum is the source of this 2271-nucleotide messenger RNA. RefSeq names its product probable LRR receptor-like serine/threonine-protein kinase At1g51810. Gene Ontology annotation, molecular function: protein kinase activity; protein binding; ATP binding. The record is from RefSeq and is a predicted model, not a curated record. The transcript has 12 exons. Bases 16 to 2271 code for a protein of 751 amino acids. Gene Ontology annotation, biological process: protein phosphorylation. NCBI's taxonomy places the organism in Eukaryota, Viridiplantae, Streptophyta, Magnoliopsida, Brassicales, Brassicaceae.